CGGAUGAGUUGAUGAGUAUAAAGCGUGGCGGCGCGCGCGCACCGGGCACGCAGUACGAUGUUCUCUCGCCAGUGGUUGACAGUGUUCGCGGUGGUCGCGCUCGCCGCCUGCGCAGCCGCGCGGCCUGGCACCGGUGACGCCGACCCGGCCAAACUAACAAACGAAAUCAACAGCAAAGAGGAACCUGUCAAAGCAGCAAUCCAGCAGGAAGUCAAACCCGAUGUGACUUUGAGCGCCGACAAGAAACCUGAAGAUGGAAAAGCCGUAGCUGUGGUAGAAGCGACCACAGUAGCCAAGAGCGAAGAUAUAACGGACAGUCCUGUAGCGAAGGCAGUGAACGAGAAGUACCCACAUGCUGUCCUGUUUGGAGGCACCUGUGGAGGCUCCAUCAUCAGCCCCAAAUGGGUUCUCACCGCUGGGCACUGCACCCUGUUCUCCGGCGGGCGCUACGUACUGGCCGGCACUAACAACACUGAAGACGGCAGUGGCGUGGUCCGACACGUCAAGCGGCUCGUCAUACAUCCCAAGUUCACAGUCGGGCCCUACUGGCUGGACGCUGACCGGUUCAACAUCAAACAGGUGAGCGCCAACUGGGACUUCCUACUGGCGGAGUUGGAGGAGCCUCUGCCCCUGGACGGCAAGACCAUGGCGGCGGUGGAGCUGGAUGACGGACCUAGCAUACCAGAGGGGACCGAGGUGGGGUACGCUGGCUACGGCGCCGCUGAACAUGGGGAAACCAUGCGGGAGCAGAUGCAUGGCAUGGAACUGCAAAUAAUAGCGGACAACAAAUGCAAGGAGGCGAUGAUUCAGUACGAAGCGGACAACAUGAUCUGCACGCGGGGACGCCCGCCGCGGUACGACUCUGCCUGCAACGGAGACAGCGGCAGCGGGCUGGUGGGCCAGGGGAAGCUGUACGGAGUCGCCUCCUGGGUGGAAGACGACGCCCACCGCUGCUUCAAUGGCGCCUUAGUAAUCUUCUCCCGCGUCGCCGCCGUCCGCGACUGGAUACGACAAGUCACCAAAGUUUAAAGUCUAAAGUUGUGGACACACAAGGGUACUACGCUAGUCAUUGUUCCUAGGUUUCGUACUUACUUGUAGUUUGAAAAGAGUACAUACAAAUUUUGAUUUUUGUGUAACUUAAGCGCUAUAAUUAAGAAGUAGAUAAUGGCCAUCACUUAAAAUUAAAGAUUUAUAUCUCUUUGUGAUAAAAGUAGAUUAUAAUUGUUUUUGACUAUGUUGACUAUCGCAGCAACAAACGUAAGAACUGCUUGUGGUUGUACAUUUGUUAAAUAAAUUAAGAGAUAUAAUAACAUAA
Molecule: messenger RNA, 1315 nt
Organism: Pectinophora gossypiella (pink bollworm)
Lineage: Eukaryota; Metazoa; Arthropoda; Insecta; Lepidoptera; Gelechiidae
Product: scolexin B-like
Exons: 5
Coding region: 58-1029 (323 amino acids)
Biological process (GO): proteolysis
Molecular function (GO): serine-type endopeptidase activity
Source: RefSeq, a predicted model, not a curated record